Molecule: messenger RNA, 489 nt
Organism: Geodia barretti
Lineage: Eukaryota; Metazoa; Porifera; Demospongiae; Tetractinellida; Geodiidae
Source: the annotation of a GenBank genome assembly
AUGAUUAUCUCGGUUAUUGGAAGCAGUAGCGCCAAGCCUGAACACGCUGCCCUGGCAGAGGAAGUCGGCAGGGAGUUGGCCAGGCGGGGUAUUAUGGUGGCUUGCGGCGGCAUGACCGGAGUGAUGGAAGCGGCGUGCCGGGGCGCCAAGGAGGAGGGGGGCACUACCAUCGGAAUUUUGCCGGGCCGGCGGGGCACUGCCUAUAACUCCCAUGUCGACAUUCCCAUCUUCACGACUCUGGGUUACGCGCGAAACAUCAUUGUGGUCCAUUCCGGCGAGGCAUGCAUUGCCAUCGGCGGAGCCUUCGGCACCUUGUCGGAAAUCGCCUACGCAUUGGAUGCCAAGAUACCUGUUGUUGGCCUUAACAGUUGGCCGUUGACCAUUAAGGGAGACGGAGAUCCCAUAGUUGAUGGGGUGAUUCCAGCCGCCGACCCGGCCGACGCGGUGGAAAAAGCGGUAGCUGCCGCCGGGGCAGCUGCACAGAACUGA